UUAUCUCUUUUUCUUUUUCUUUUUUGAGAACAAAAAUGCCACCUCAAGAAUCACAAUGCCUUGAUAGUGGAUUAACUAGGCCAGUGAAUUUGUCGACGGAAUCGCUGGAUAUGAUGAGAAGUGAUUAUAUACAAGGUUCAAUGAAAAAAUCAUCUACCACUGAGUAUACCCGGGAACAAUUGUUAUCCUUUGUGAAAUGCUUUGCUUCAGAUACAGUGGAAACAACAGGCCGAUGGAAAGAGAUGAUUGAUUCUGUAGUAGCUAUACCUAGUGCCUUGAUUCGUUAUGGUAUUUUGUUUCCCCUUCGAUUUGUGGCACUCGGAGCAUCUACCGCUGCCUUUUUUAUUACUUUACCUAUUGCUGUAACCCUGCAGAAUAGUAAUCUCGUCUCGCUUGCUGUGAAAUAUUAUUGCAAGGGAAUCUUGUUCUCCCUGGGUGUCAAGGUGAAUUACAUUGGACAAAAGCCUGAAAUAAAUGAACCCCAUGUCUUUGUGGCUAACCACACUUCCUAUCUUGAUUAUAUCUUAUUAAGUGCCAACAAAUUCCCUCACGCAGUGGUCAUGGCACGACACACCGGUGCUUUAGGCUUCUUGCAGAACAAUGGAUUAAACUAUUUGCAUUCAUUAACCUUUGAUCGUGCUAAUAUUACUGAACGCAGAGACUUAUCCGAAAGUUUAAAACGACAUGUGAAGUCGGCAGAUACUUGGAAAAAUCCAAUGAUUAUUUUUCCUGAAGGUACCUGUGUGAAUAAUAAGUAUGUGAUUCGAUUUCAAAAAGGUGCGUUUGAAUUAGGUGUCAAAGUCUGUCCUGUUGGUAUCAAAUAUGGCCGACAAUGGGGAGAUCCGUACUGGGAUACACGUAAAGGAUUUAUGCAUUACGCUUAUUAUAGAAUGACGAGAUGGAUGACGUCUGUAAACAUCGUGUAUUGUCCACCUGUAUCCCCUAGAAUUGAAGAAACGGCCUCUCAGUACAGUGAUCGUGUCAAAGAUGUGAUUGCAACUUCCAUUGGUCUCGAAAAUGUAAACUUUAACGGUAUGGCCAAACGUGACUUAUUGUUGGCUCAAGCAGAAAAAGAAAAAUAAUCAUCCCCCCUCCACACACACACACACACACACACACACACACAC
Mucor mucedo is the source of this 1127-nucleotide messenger RNA. RefSeq lists its product as uncharacterized. Gene Ontology annotation, molecular function: glycerol-3-phosphate O-acyltransferase activity. The record is from RefSeq and is a predicted model, not a curated record. Lineage: Eukaryota; Fungi; Mucoromycota; Mucoromycetes; Mucorales; Mucoraceae. The transcript is spliced from 8 exons. The coding region runs from base 36 to 1082 and encodes 348 amino acids. Gene Ontology annotation, cellular component: endoplasmic reticulum. Gene Ontology annotation, biological process: triglyceride biosynthetic process.